AGCCGGAGUCUGGUUCUGCCCACGGAGAACCGCCCCCCCAACAGACUGGAGGAGAAGAAAGAGGAGACGCAGACAGACAAGGAGGAGAAAAAGGAGGAGAUAAAGGAGGAGAAAAAGGAUAAAAAGGAGGAGAUAAAGGAUAAAAAGGAGGAGAUAAAGGAGGAGAAAAAGGAUAAAAAGGAGGAGAUAAAGGAGGAGCUGCAGCAGGACCAGGGUCCAGCUCAGAUGAACCUCCUGACGUCAGUGUUUCGACUUCAGAGAGACCUGCACCGGGCCGAGGAGCAGAGAACCCGGAGCGUGGAGGAGAAGGAGGAGUUAGAGCUGCUGUGUGCUCAGCUGAAGGGAGACGCCCGGAUGUACCGCCAACGAAACAAACAAACCCUCCGACAGCUGGAGGAGGUGAUCAGAGAGAGAGACAAGGCUCUGGCGGCGCGGGCGGAGCAGCAGGAGGAGGCGCGGCUGCUCCUGCAGGAGAAGGACCAGUACCGGGAGGCGGUCCGGCAGCUCACGGAGCAAUCUGAUAGGCUGGAGCUGCUGCUGCUCAGCUCGCAGGGGGCGGAGCUACAGCUGAGGACACGCCUCCGCAGACUCACCUGCAACACACACCAGGGUGAGAGGAGCAGCGAGGAAGAGGAGGAGCCUCCAGAGAGCACUGCUAAAGGCAGCAGCGGGACGUCGGGGGACAACGAGGCGGCGCUGCAGCAACACGAGUCUCCUGGAGGAGGCGCCGCACAGCCUGAACACCAGCCCAGCACUGAUGCAUCAUGGGACGAGAAGACAGACGGCUGUCUGUCCUCCAGGAGUCGACCUAACUUCUUCUACCGCAGGAAGCGUGCUCUCAGGUCAAAGUUUACCUGUAGGGCCUUCAACUCCGGUAACCACGACGACAGCAGCGGCAGUGACAUCACCGACGACUCUGACUGAAGACACGCUGCCUUCACAAUAAGAGUCUGAAAGCCAGUUUGUGACUGAAGACACAGGGCCUUCACAAUAAGAGUCUGAAAGCCAGU
Messenger RNA from Etheostoma cragini (Arkansas darter), 1010 nucleotides. RefSeq names its product caspase recruitment domain-containing protein 9-like. NCBI's taxonomy places the organism in Eukaryota, Metazoa, Chordata, Actinopteri, Perciformes, Percidae. Gene Ontology annotation, biological process: positive regulation of canonical NF-kappaB signal transduction. The annotation marks the transcript as partial. The transcript is spliced from 7 exons. The record is from RefSeq and is a predicted model, not a curated record.